This is a messenger RNA of Osmia lignaria (orchard mason bee), 8455 nucleotides long. RefSeq names its product putative aminopeptidase-2. Gene Ontology annotation, cellular component: membrane; cytoplasm. Gene Ontology annotation, biological process: proteolysis; peptide catabolic process. The record is from RefSeq and is a predicted model, not a curated record. Gene Ontology annotation, molecular function: metalloaminopeptidase activity; peptide binding; zinc ion binding. NCBI's taxonomy places the organism in Eukaryota, Metazoa, Arthropoda, Insecta, Hymenoptera, Megachilidae.
AUGAAAACGAAGGCGACGAUCUAGUUGGCAGAGAGCAGGCCGAUCAGAAGGUUACAGGAAUCGCGAAAAGUCGCGGCGAAUCUGCUCAAACGUCGCAACAUUUAAUCUCAGAUCGUGUAUUGUAUAACUUGUAUUGUGUCCGUGAAAAAAAAAAGAAACGUUUGUGAUACGAAUUGUUAUUACGAUAAGUGACUUUCACUUUCGAAGUUACCUGUAUUCAGCAUUGACACUGGUAGUAUCUUGCCGAAGGAUGUGACUAUGAAGACAGAUGAUUGAAAGACGAGUUUGUUAGUACCCAAAGAUAGUUUUGUUAUUAAACAAAGGAACAGCGAGGGGACAUCAUGAAUUUCAUCCAGGACUGGGCUUCAAUUACAGUUCUCCUUUUAGUGGUCGCUGGAUUUCAAUUAACAAAGGGGAAUCAAGAACCAUUUGUCGAAGAUGGAGAGAAUAUUACGUUCUACGACUACCGAUUACCAAAAUCGGUUAUACCCAUUAGUUAUGAGAUCAAUCUCAUACCAACCAUGGGGGGUGACUUCAUAUUUAUCGGGUCUAUGAGUAUUAAUGCCAUAGUGCAACAGUUGACCGACACCGUAACUCUUCAUCGUGGAAGUGUCAAUAUAACGACGCUAACUGUUAACUGGAAUAAUCAAACGAUAAAUAAAACACCCUCCAGAUACAACGACACUACAGAGAAAUAUGAAAUCAGUCUUAACAGAACAUUGAAUAAGGGAGAGAAAAUAUCCAUCAACAUCGCGUACAAUGGAAAGCUCCGAGACGACAUGAUUGGAUUCUAUAAGAGCUCUUACAUCGAUUCUAAUGGGAAGAUUAGAUGGAUGGCCACGACGCAGUUCCAAACAGCGCACGCGAGACAUGCUUUCCCGUGCUUCGACGAGCCAAGUUUCAAAGCAAGGUUUACAAUCAGGAUUCUAAGACCUCCGGGGUACAACUCUCUUAGCAACAUGCCACUUCAUAAAAGUUAUAAAGAACCACAAGGAACCUGGGACGAAUUUCAACAAAGUAUCCCUAUGUCCACUUAUCUGGUCGCCUUCAUCAUCUCGGACUUCGAAAGUUUGCAAUUAGGCAACUUAAGCAUUUGGGCCAGGCCCAAUGCCAUUCGUCAAGCGAUGUAUGCCAGGGACCUCAGUCUAGACGCCACUAUUUACCUGUCCAGAUUGUUCAAGCAAGAUUUCAACAUCCCCAAGAUGGAUAUGGUUGCCAUACCAGACUUCUCAGCUGGCGCGAUGGAGAACUGGGGUAUCAUCACCUACAGAGAAAUGAGAUUGCUAUGUGACAGUUCGACUUCCGAUUAUGCUAAUCAAUCCGUCGCUACUGUAAUCGUUCAUGAAUUGACUCACGAGUGGUUCGGUAAUAUGAUCACUCCUGAAUGGUGGAGCUACUUGUGGCUGAGCGAAGCGUUCGCUAGGUACUUCCAGUACUUUGGCACUGCACAGAUUGAAAAAACAUGGAACUUGGAGGAACAGUUCGUAGUAGAACAGCAUCAGACAGCCUACGCUUCAGACGGGGUCGAAUCAUCUCAGCCAAUGAGUCGUGAGGUUUCCAAUACCCAGCAGCUUAGUUCAAUAGGGGACACCAUAACUUACAACAAAGGUGGCAGCAUCGUAAGAAUGAUGAAUCUCAUAUUCGGAUCCGACGUGUUCGAAGCUAGCCUGCAAAAUUAUCUGAGCAACAACAAAGAGACAAAGGUAGCGCGACCAGAGAAUCUAUGGGAGGAAUUUCAGAAGGAGAUCAACAAACGUAAUCAGUCUCUAAACGCCACUGUUCGUGAAAUCAUGUCCACAUGGACAGAGAAAGCUGGAUAUCCGGUUCUAAACAUAGCCAUCAACAGAGAGGGUGUAGCAAGUCUGCAACAAAGACGUUUCUUUUUGAGGAAUUUAAAAUCGACACCUACGAACCUGACAUGGUGGGUACCUCUCAGUUGGACCACCAAAGAGAAUCCAAACUUUAAUGUUGUGAAGCCGAGAUACUGGUUGAACAAGGAACGAGACACAAUUAAUGUUGGGAACAGUUCAGGAUGGGUGAUAUUCAAUGUUCAAUCAUCAGGUUUCUACCGAGUGAAUUAUGACUAUGCAUCUUGGUAUCGCAUUUUCGAAACUCUAAAUAGCAAAAACUAUGCAGACAUUCAUGUGCUUAAUCGAGCAGUGUUGGUUGAUGAUUCUUUGAAUCUAGCAAGAGCUGGUAUGCUCUCGUAUAACAUAACAUUUGAUUGUCUGCAGUAUCUUAAAUUCGAAACAAAUUAUUUGCCUUUCAAAUCUGCGUUCUCUGGACUAUCGUAUCUUGAUCAAAGAUUAUCUGGACAUGCCGAAUAUUACAAACAGUUUAAGAAAUUUGUCCUUGUUCUUAUCGAAAUUAGAUACAAAGAACUGGGGUAUCUGGAUCGUCCCAAUGAUGACAGAUUGACAGUAUUAUUGAGAGGGGAAUUAAACAAAUGGGCCUGUAAUUAUGGCCACCAGGGAUGCAUUCAGACUUUCACUAACAUGUUCCAACAAUGGAGGAAGAACAACACUUCAACAAUCAAACCAAACCAGAGAUCAGUAGCAUAUUGCAUGGGUGUGAAAUAUGGAUCAAAGGACGACUGGGAAUUCCUAUGGAAUCAGUAUUUCAAUUCGAAUUCUGCCAAUGAUCAAAUAACCUUAUUACAAGCUCUUGGAUGCAGCAAUAACAGCACGAUCUUAGAGAUAUAUCUCCUUUCCGCCCUGAAGAGUUUCGAAGAGACCAGAAUUCGCAAACAGGACUGUACUUCAGUGUUUUCAGCUGUCUAUGGUUCCGGUAUAGGGGGUGCAGAGUUCGUGCUAAAUUUCGUCGAUAAAUACCAUGCUCAGAUGAAGGAAUACAACGGACUAGGUUUAGUUUCGAGUGUCCUCUCCUCAGCCUCUCAGCGAUUCUCAACCAAACAAUUGGUGGACAAAUUCGACAACUUAAUCCAACGACGUAAAGUGGAAUUCGAAAGUAUCCAAACCUCUCUACAAAAUGCCCUGGAAAUCGCAAAGUACGAAUUAUGGUGGUUUGAGAAGAACAUAGAUCCCAUCAUAUCGUGGAUAGACUCACACGAUAAAGAGAACCCACCUCCAAUAGAUAGCGAGUAUCGUUUACCUCAAAAUUUAAGUCCUUCUAAGUAUUAUAUUGAUGUCAAAACGGACGUGAACCAAGCUGACAAUUUUACCUUCGACGGAACAGUGAGGAUCGACACUGUGGUCAAGCAAAAGACAAAAACGAUCGUUUUACAUUCGUCAGACCUUAGCCACGACAAUGUUAAUGUACUCGUAGGGGAUAAAUCUGUGGCUGUAUUGAGCUUCACUGUUGAUAAAAAAUAUGACUUUUUGACGAUUGAAGUUGCCCAAGAAUUGCAAGUUGGACAGAAUGUGACCAUCGUGGUAGGGUUCAAAGGGUCCUUGAACGAGGACAUGAGAGGAUUUUAUAGAAGUUGGUAUUUCGACCUUUAUGGUAAAGUAAGAUGGUUAGCAGCCACUCAUAUGGAACCAGUCGGAGCAAGAAAGAUGUUCCCUUGUUUCGACGAGCCAGCAAUGAAAGCCAAAUUUGUGGUCAAUGUAACCGUGCCAGGAGAUUAUAGUGCCAUUAGCAACAUGCCGAUUGAACACACCGUAGAUCAUGGAAAUGGACGAAGGUCGCUUCUAUUCAAGGAAACUCCUAUCAUGUCCACGUAUCUGGUGGCUCUAGUGGUGUCCGACUUUAAAGUACUGAGAAAUACCAAUGGAAAAUAUGCUGUCUGGACAAAUCCAAUGGCGAUAAAAUACGCAAACUAUUCCCUGUCUGUGAUGGAGCCCUUAGUCAGUUAUUAUGAGAAAGCAUUGUCAAUACCGUACCAGCUUCCCAAGUUGGACAUGGUAGCAUUACCAGACUUCGUGUCAGGUGCAAUGGAGAACUGGGGUCUGUUGACUUACAAAGAAAGAUAUUUGUUGGAAGGUGAUGAAUCAACGACAGACUCGAAACAGAGCAUCAUCGAUGUUAUUUCCCAUGAAAUCACUCAUCAGUGGUUUGGAGAUUAUGUCAGCCCUCUUUGGUGGAAGUAUCUUUGGCUAAAUGAAGGUUUUGCUAGGUACUUCCAAUAUCAUGGAACAGCCAGUGUGAAGAAGGAUUGGUCCUUGGAAGCUCAGUUCGUAGUGGAACAGCUGCACUCGGCUUUAGAAACGGACAGUUUAGCCUCCACUCACCCCAUGACCCAUGAUGUCUACAGCCCAACGCAAAUCAGAGGAAUAUUCGAUACCAUAUCUUAUGCCAAGGCCGCUAGCGUGAUCAGAAUGUUGGAGAAAUCAUUGGGUAACGACGUAUUCUUCAAGGCACUUCACAAUUAUCUUGAAAAACGGAAAUACGACGUAGCAACACCGACGGACUUGGCCGAUGCCUUCAAAGAUCAGAUUACUGAUCCAGUCGUCAAGAACGAGAUUCACUCAAUUAUGAACUCAUGGACCAACCAAUCUGGUUACCCUGUUAUCCAUGUCACCGUUCAACCUGAUUAUGUGAUCCUCAGACAAGAAAGAUUCAUCCUGAAGCCAGGGAAGGACAAGGUCUCUGCAGCCAAAUGGUACACUCCUAUCAGUUGGACAUCUCUGAACACCCUAAAUUUCAAUGACACGAAGCCAAGAUACUGGCUGCAGAACACUACCGACUCUCUGCCAAACAAAAAUGAUCUAAUCUUGCUGAAUUUGCAACAAUCUGGCUUCUAUCGUACGAAUUACGACAACCAAACCUGGAAACGAAUAAUCAACGUCUUGAAGAGCGACCAACGCGAGAAGAUUCACGAGAUUAAUCGUGCUUCAUUGAUCGAUGAUUUAAUGAACUUAGGCAGGGCAGAGAUGGUUGAUUAUGACAUUGUUUUUUCUGCUACGCAAUAUUUGACCCAAGAGACGGAUUACAUUCCAUGGCGUGCAUUUUUCAACAACUUCAAUUAUUUGCAUAAACAUAUGCAAGAAAGAGACGCGUACGGUGCUUUCAAGCGAUACGCGAGCUCACUGCUCCUUCCAAUAUACAAUAAACUGGGAUUCGAAGAUAAAGAAACAGACAGUCAUGUAACUAAAUUGUUCAGAUCGCACGUUCGCAAGUGGGCUUGUAAAUUAAAUAUAAGCAACUGUGAAGAAGAAGCUUGGUCGUAUUGGCGUUUUAACCCUUCAAGCAACAAAUACGCAUCGAUUCAGGCCAAUUACUACAGCGUAGUUUAUUGCACGGUUGCCAGAAGGAACAGUUUUUCCGAUUGGGAUCUUUUAAUGGACCUCUAUAAAAUAACAUCAUUCCCUGCACACAAGUUGACAUUACUUCAAUCUUUAGCUUGCACCACGGACAAAGUCCUUCUCGAUCAGUUACUUCAUCAAGCAAUAACAAAGGAUUAUGUCAUACGAUUCGAGGAUAGCUCGAGCGUAUUUUCUUAUGUUAUGGACGCCAGCCCAGAGGGUGUUGAAACCGUCAUCGAAUUUGUUAAAAAUAAUUACGAAAAAAUGGUCAAAUACUUUAGGCAAGAGUCCAGCGUGCGCAGUAUAGUAAGCGCAAUAGGGAAGAAAGUUUUCACCCAGAAGCUUUAUAAUAAAUACACCAAUUUGCUUGAAUGGCUGAGUGUAAAGGAUCCAACUUCUCAAAACACAUUGAACUCGUACAAAAAUGACCCGGACUAUGAAUUGAAAUGGGCGGAGAGACAUAUUCCUAUGCUACACGAAUGGUUCGAGACCAAAUAUUCUCACGAGGACUAUAGACUGCCGUCUACAUUUUCACCGUUGAAAUAUAACAUCUCUCUGUCUCCUGGAUUCGAGGAGAGGAACUUCACGUUUACCGGAAGGGUGAAGAUCGAAAUAGAGCGUAAAAGAGACGAUGUAUCUCGUAUAGUCGUGAACGCGUAUAAACUAUACAUCAAGGACGUAUCCGUAUAUCAAAAUCCCUCUGAACCAUUGCAAGUAAGCAGUUGGCUACUGAACCCCAAUACACAGACACUAUCGAUAUUUAUGAAGAAUUUUAUAAAAAGUGACAAACUGUUCGUCGACAUUACGUACACCGGUAAUUUGAAUGACGAUAUGGAAGGAUUUUAUCGAAGUCAUUAUGUCAAUAGUAAGAAACAACUUCGUUGGUUGGCUACGACUCAGUUUGAACCAACUUACGCCAGACAAGCGUUCCCAUGCUUCGAUGAACCGGCCAUGAAAGCUAAAUUUGUGAUUGAAAUGGAAAGACCCACGGAUUACGUUGCCCUCAGCAAUAUGCCUCUCUCAAGCACCCGUCCGUCAAAUAACACAGGCCGUGUUUGGGAUACGUUUAAGGAAACGCUGAAUAUGUCAUCGUAUCUGAUUGCGUUCGUCGUCUGCGAUUUCCAAAAAUUGAGAACUUCCUUACAAUCUACAAAUGUGUGGGGUCGGCCUGAGAUUGUAGCAAAGGGCGAAUUAGCAGAAAUCGUUGCUCCAAGAAUACUUCAGUACUUGUUCGAGGAAACUGAACAUUUAUUUACAUUUCCGAAAUUGGACCUCAUAGGAAUUCCAGACUUCCAAAUGGGUGCCAUGGAAAAUUGGGGACUCGUCACAUUUAGAGAGUACGGACUUUUCUAUGAAAAGGACGUGACAACGGCUAAAUACACGGAUUAUAUAAUCACCAUAAUAGCCCAUGAAUUGGCUCAUUCGAUGUUUGGAAACCUGGUCACUUGCGAUUGGUGGGAAUACAUUUGGUUGAACGAAGGUUUCGCGGAAUACAUGCAGUGGCGACUUUCGGAUAUGUAUCAACCUCAAUAUAACUACCAGCAUCUCGUCGUCGUCAACGAUUUACAACCGGCGUUGCUAAACGACGCCUCGUCAUCGACCCACCCUAUGAACAAUCCUGUUAGCAAACCUUCGGAAAUAAAAAAAGUCUUCGACACCGUUACUUAUGGAAAAUCGUCCAGCGUGAUACGAAUGAUACAAAAAACAUUUGGGCAAGAAGUGUUCAAAAACGUCAUAUCAAACUAUUUGACGCGUCAUCGGUAUAGUACAGCAACUCCAAAAGACCUUUGGAAACAUUUCACAAGAGAGGUGAACAAAACAGGUGGUUUAGGGGAAUGGAACAUAACAUUUGAAUCGCUAAUGGACGGCUGGACCAAUAAACCAGGAUAUCCAAUUGUGCUUGCAGAGUAUAACUUCCCCACCCUAAAGCUAACUCAGAAACAUUACUCCACGUAUAAACGUUCCGGGGAUUUCUGGAUACCGAUAACUAUGACAGACAGCUACACACCGGAUUUCAUGAAGACUUCGACAAACUUAUGGUUAGGAGAAGAUAUCUUGCGUCUCAAUUUAAAGAGAGAUGUGGACUGGUUCAUUAUAAACAUCCAACAGUCCGGUUAUUAUCGAGUAAACUACGACACCGAUUCCUGGUUACGUUUGAUCAAAGCUCUAAUGGAACCUACUCAUAGUGGCAUACACUUCACAAAUCGUGCUCAAAUCGUCGAUGAUGCUUUCAACCUGGCUCGCGAUGGCCAUCUGACGUACAACAUAACGAUAGGCACCACAGUGUACCUGGUGAAGGAGAAAAAUUACUUGCCCUGGAAAGCGUUCUUUAACGCAUUGAAUUUUAUUGUACAACGAUACGAAGGGCGAAUUGGCAGUGACUUGCUUCGGGACUACGUUUUAGCUUUGACGACAAACAGGUACAAGGAUCUAGGCUUCCUGGACUCGUACACGGAACCCCAUCUUAACCAGUUGAACAGGGAACUGAUCCUAACUUGGACAUGCAAAUAUGGCAAUAAAGAUUGUGUAACGCAGUCUACCAGCUUAUUUAGAGAAUGGCGCAAAGAUGUUAAGAACAAGAACGGAAUUUCGCCAAACGCAAGAGCAGCCGUUUAUUGUACAGCUUUGAAAAGUGGAUCUGACACCGAAUGGAACUUUUUGUGGGAACAGUACCUGAAGACAGAUCUUGCUACUGAGAAGAUGGUCAUGCUAAAUGCUUUCGGUUGCACUGACAACAAAAUAUUAUUAAACAAAUACAUACAAUACAUGCUGGAUCGUACAUACCCCUCAAAAAUUCGCAAACAAGAUAUUAGCGCAGCGUUUGCAUCAAUUUACAAUGCUGGACAACAUGGAGUUGACGCGAUUUUGGACUUCGUGAUGAACGAUUACGAGAAAUUAUACGAAUACUACGGUAACUGGGACGGUGUUGCUGAUUUAAUCUCCAAAGUGGCUUCACGUGUUUCAACUUCAAGUCAAAUUUUAAAGUUAAACACAUUUGCUGAGACUAAAGUAGGAAAUAUCACGAACCUUCUACCAGCAGUGCAAUCUGCAAUCAAAACAGCGAAGAAAAAUGAAGAUUGGUACUUAACGAACUCACCAGUAAUCAAUCGCUUAUUGAAACAUGCAAUUACUGCCAUACAUAAACAUAAUUCCAGUGCUGCAGUUACCAUUCAGCCUUUAUUAAUUCUUUUCACAACAGUAUGUACAAUAUUCGUGUACAUAUUAAGUAAUUGAACAAAUAUUAGGAAACA